Messenger RNA from Echinops telfairi (small Madagascar hedgehog), 7631 nucleotides. It is a transcript of the gene ARFGEF3, whose product is annotated as ARFGEF family member 3. The coding region runs from base 1 to 5607 and encodes 1868 amino acids. Gene Ontology annotation, biological process: regulation of ARF protein signal transduction. The transcript has 25 exons. NCBI's taxonomy places the organism in Eukaryota, Metazoa, Chordata, Mammalia, Afrosoricida, Tenrecidae. Gene Ontology annotation, molecular function: guanyl-nucleotide exchange factor activity. The record is from RefSeq and is a predicted model, not a curated record.
AUGCGUUGCUUCGUCAGCAGCGACAACCAGCAGCUGCAGCUGCUCUACGCGGAGUGCAUCCUGUCAGUGCUCAGCAGCUGCUCCUCCUCCAUGCACCUGCACCGGGGCUUCACCGACCUCAUCUGGAAGAACCUUUGUCCGGCUCUCAUUGUGAUCUUGGGGAAUCCAAUUCAUGACAAAACCAUCACCUCGGCCCACAGCAGCAGCACCAGUACCAGCUUUGAGUCAGACUCGGCCACGGGAGUUGCUGACCACGGCCGGGGCUCAGGCUGCUCCUCCACGGCGCCGGCCCUGAGCGGACCUGUGGCUCGGACCAUCUAUUACAUCGCCGCCGAGCUGGUCCGGCUGGUGGGCUCGGUGGACUCCAUGAAGCCCGUGCUCCAGUCCCUGUACCACCGCAUGCUGCUCUACCCCCCGCCUCAGCACCGGGGGGAAGCCAUCAAGAUCAUGAAAGAGAUACUUGGGAGUCCACAGCGUCUUUGUGAUUUGGCCGGACCCAGCUCUACGGAACCAGAAUCCAGAAAGAGAUCCAUUUCAAAAAGAAAGUCGCAUCUGGAUCUUCUCAAACUCAUCAUGGAUGGCAUGGCUGAGGCCUGCAGCAAGGGAGGCAUCGAAGCUUGCUAUGCCGCCGUGUCCUGCGCCUGCACCCUCCUGGGGACCUUGGACGAGCUCAGCCAGGGCAAGGGCCUGAGUGAGGGGCAGGUCCAGCUGCUGCUGCUGCGCCUGGAAGAGCUGAAGGAUGGGGCGGAGUCGAGCCGCGACUCCAUGGAGAUCAACGAGGCCGACUUCCGAUGGCAGCGGCGAGUCCUGUCCUCAGAGCACACGCCCUGGGAGUCGGGUUCCAAGAGGAGCCCCGACAUCAGCAUCAGCGUGACCACCGACACGGGACAGACCACCUUGGAGGGGGAGUUGGGUCAGACGACCCCGGAGGACCAGUCUCACUACUCUGAAAGCCACAAGAAUGGCUUCAGGUCACCAGCCACCCACGAGGACAAAGAGACCCCGAGCAAAGUGUCCGAGCCAGAACCAGUUGACCAACCCGACGUCGUGCAAAGAAGUCACGUGGUGGUUUACCCGGACAUAACGAAUUUCCUGUCUGUUGACUGCAGGACACGGUCUUACGGGUCCAGGUACAGCGAGAGCAACUUCAGCGUGGAUGACCAAGACUUCUCUCGGACAGAGUUCGAUUCCUGUGACCAGUACUCCAUGGCUGCCGAAAAGGACUCGGGGAGGUCUGACGUGUCGGACAUCGGGUCCGACAACUGUUCACUGGCCGAAGAAGAGCAGACCCCCCGGGACUGCCUGGGCCCCAGGUGCCUGCGCACGGCUGCUCUGUCUCUGAAACUGAUGAAGAAUCAGGAGGCUGACCAGCACAGUGCCAGACUCUUUGUGCAGUCCCUGGAGAGCCUCCUGCCCCGGCUCCUGGCUCUCCCCAGUGUGGGCGAGGUGGACUCGGCCCUCCAGAGCUUUGCCUCAACCUUCUGCUCAGAGUUUAUGAAGCAAGUGCAGUCCAGCGGGGUGCUGAUGGUCUUCUCCCAGGCCUGGAUUGAGGAACUUUACCAUCGCGUGCUUGAGCGGAACAUGCUUGGCGAAGCUGGCUACUGGGGCAGUCCCGAGGACAACAGCCUGCCCCUCAUCACCAUGCUGACCGAUAUUGACGGCUUGGAGAGCAGUGCGAUCGGGGGCCAGUUGAUGGCCUCGGCGUCUGCAGAGUCUCCUUUCACCCAGAGCAGGAGGAUUGAUGACUCCACAGUGGCAGGUGUGGCGUUCGCUCGCUAUGUUCUGAUUGGCUGCUGGAAGAACUUGAUCGAUACCCUGUCUACCCCUCUGACUGGCCGGAUGGCCGGGAGCUCCAAAGGCCUGGCCUUCAUCCUGGGAGCUGAAGGCAUCCAAGAGCAGAACCAAAAGGAGCGGGAUGCCAUCUGCAUGAGCCUGGAUGGGCUGCGGAAGGCUGCGAGGCUGAGCUGCGCCCUAGGAGUCGCCGCGAAUUGCGCCUCGGCGCUGGCUCAGAUGGCAGCUGCUUCCUGUGUCCAGGAAGAGAAAGAAGAGCGUGAAGUCCAAGAACCCAGCGAUGCCAUCACACAAGUGAAACUGAAAGUGGAGCAGAAACUGGAGCAGAUGGGGAAGGUGCAGGGGGUGUGGCUGCACACGGCCCACGUCUUGUGCAUGGAUGCCAUCCUCAGCGUGGGCCUGGAGAUGGGGAGCCACAACCCGGACUGCUGGCCACACGUGUUCAGGGUGUGUGAGUACGUGGGCACGUUGGAGCACAACCACUUCAGCGAUGGCACCGCACAGCCCCCUCUGACCAUCAGCCAGCCCCACAAGGCACCGGGCAGCACUGGACUUCUCGGGGACCUUGAGUGUCAGGACUCACUCCAGGAGCUGAGCCUGCAACAGGGGAGCUCCCUGAGCCCAGCCCCUGUCAUACAGCCCCUCUCCAUCCAGGAGCUCGUCAGAGAAGGCAGCCGUGGCCGGGCCUCUGACUUCCGAGGUGGCAGCCUCAUGACUGGGGGCAGUGCCGCCAAGGCCGUGCUCGCCCUCUCCACGCAGGCUGACAGGCUCUUUGAAGAAGCUACAGAUAAAUUGAACCUGAUGGCUUUGGGAGGUUUUCUCUACCAGCUGAAGAAAGCUUCGCAGUCCCAGCUUUUCCACUCGGUGACGGAUACUGUCGACUACUCUCUGGCCAUGCCAGGAGAAGUGAAAUCCACCCAGGACCGAAAAAGUGCCCUCCACUUGUUCCGUCUGGGAGACGCCAUGCUGAGGAUCGUGCGGAGCAAAGCGCGUCCCCUGCUCCAUGUGAUGCGGUGCUGGAGCCUGGUGGCCCCACACCUGGUGGAGGCGGCUUGCCACAGGGAGAGGCCUGUGUCUCAGAAAGCCGUCUCCUUCAUCCAUGACAUCCUGACGGAGGUCCUCACUGACUGGAAGGAGCCGCCGCAUUUCCACUUCAAUGAGGCGCUCUUCCGGCCGUUUGAGCGGAUCAUGCAGCUGGAGCUGUGUGAUGAGGAUGUCCAAGACCAGAAUUCUGCACUCUUCUUUUCCUCAGGGAAAGGCCAAGCGCCGGUCUUUGAUGUGUUUGAAGCUUUUCUCAACACCGACAACAUCCAGGUCUUUGCUAAUGCUGCCACGAGUUACAUCAUGUGCCUCAUGAAGUUUGUCAAAGGACUAGGUGAGGUGGACUGCAAGGAGAUUGGAGACUGUGUUCCGGGGCCAGGAGCAGCCUCCACCGACCUGUGCCUGCCGGCCCUGGAUUACCUCCGGCGCUGUUCUCAGUUAUUGGCCAAAAUCUACAAAAUGCCCUUGAAGCCAAUCUUUCUGAGCGGGCGGCUUGCCAGCCUGCCUCGCAGACUUCAGGAACAGUCAGCGAGCAGCGAGGAUGGGAUUGAGUCGGUUCUGUCCGAUUUUGAUGACGAUACUGGUCUGAUCGAAGUCUGGAUCAUCCUACUGGAGCAGUUAACAGCAGCUGUGUCUAAUUGUCCACGUCAGCACCAGCCACCAACCUUGGACCUACUCUUUGAGCUGUUGAGAGAUGUUACCAAAGUACCUGGGCCAGGCUUCGGGAUCUACGCGGUCGUGCACCUCCUCCUCCCUGUGAUGGCCCUCUGGCUCCAGCGCAGCCACAAAGACCACUCUUACUGGGAUGCGGCCUCGGCGAACUUCAAGCACGCCAUUGGUCUGUCCUGUGAGCUGGUGGUAGAGCACAUCCAAAGCUUCAUACACUCAGACAUCCGGUACGAGAGUAUGAUCCACACCAUGCUGAAGGACCUCUUUGACUUACUCGUUGCCUGUGUGGCCAAGCCCACAGAAACCAUCUCGAGAGUGGGCUGCUCCUGUAUUAGGUACGUCCUGGUGACGGCGGGACCAGUGUUCACGGAGGAAAUGUGGAGACUUGCGUGCUGUGCCCUGCAGGAGGCCUUCUCAGCCACCCUCAAGCCAGUGAAGGACCUGCUGGGCUGUUUCCACAGCGGCACGGAGAGCUUCAGUGGGGAAGGCUGCCAGGUGCGGGUGGCGGCCCCCUCCUCCUCCCCCAGUGCCGAGGCAGAGUACUGGCGCAUCCGAGCCAUGGCUCAGCAGGUGUUUAUGCUGGACACCCAGUGCUCACCGAAGACGCCAAACAACUUCGAUCAUGCCCAGUCCUGCCAGCUCAUUAUUGAGCUUCCUCCUGAGGAGAAGCCAAAUGGACACACCAAGAAAAGCGUCUCCUUCAGGGAAAUUGUGGUGAGUUUACUCUCUCAUCAAGUGCUGCUCCAGAACCUGUACGACAUCUUGUUGGAAGAGUUCGUCAAAGGCCCCUGCCCGGGAGAGGAGAAGACUGUGCCGGUGCCCGAGAGCAAGCCGGCUGGCUUCCUCAGGUACAUCUCCAUGCAGAACCUGGCCGUCAUAUUUGACCUGCUGCUGGACUCCUACAGGACAGCCCGAGAGUUCGACACCAGCCCCGGGCUGAAAUGCCUGCUGAAGAAGGUGUCGGGCAUCGGGGGCGCCGCCAACCUCUACCGCCAGUCCGCCAUGAGUUUUAACAUCUACUUCCACGCGUUGGUGUGCGCCAUCCUCACCAACCAGGAGACCAUCGCGGCCGAGCAAGUGAAGAAGGCCCUGUUUGAGGACGAGGCGAGGAGCACCGACUCUUCCCAGCAGUGCUCAUCGGAAGAUGAAGACAUCUUCGAGGAGACGGCCCAGGUCAGCCCCCCGCGGGGCAAGGAGAAGAGGCAGUGGCGGUCCAGGCUGCCCUCGCUCAGCGUCCAGCCCGUGAGCAACGCCGACUGGGUGUGGCUGGUGAAGCGGCUGCACAAGCUGUGCCUGGAGCUGUGCCACACCUACAUCCAGAUGCACCUGGACCUGGAGGCCAGCCUGGAGGAGGCGCCGCUGCUCAAGAACGACCCCUUCUUCCUCCUCCCCUCCUUCCAGUCCGAGUCCUCCACGCCGUCCACGGGGGGCUUCUCCGGGAAAGAGACGCCCUCCGAGGACGACCGGAGUCAAGUCCGGGACCACCUCAGUGAGUGUCUGAGCCUGAGGGGGAGCAGCGGGGAGAUGCUGAUGCUGCCCCCGAGCCCCAAGGUGGAGGCGAGGGAGCCCGGCCCGAAGAAGGAGUGGUGGGAGAGUGCGGGCAACAAGCUCUGCACGCUGGCGGCCGACAAAACCAUCUCCAAGCUGAUGACGGAAUACAGAAAGCGGAAGCAACAGCAGCAGCACAGCCUGCCCCCUGCCUUCCCCAAAGUGGAGAAGAAGGGAGAGCCGCCGGCCCCCCGGGGCCAGGACUCCCCGCUGCUGCAGCGGCCCCAGCACCUGAUGGACCAGGGCCAGAUGCGCCAUUCCUUCAGCGCCGGGCCCGAGCUCCUGCGGCACGAGAAGCGGCCCCGCUCGGGCUCCACCGGGAGCUCCCUGAGCGUUUCCGUGCGAGACUCCGAGGCCCAGAUCCAGGCGUGGACCAACAUGGUGCUAACCGUUCUCAACCAGAUCCAGAUCCUGCCGGACCAGACCUUCACUGCCCUGCAGCCCGCGGUGUUCCCGUGCAUCAGCCAGCUGACCUGCCACGUGACUGACAUCCGAGUGCGGCAGGCCCUGCGAGAGUGGCUGGGCCGCGUGGGCCGCGUGUAUGACAUCAUUGUGUAAAGUCCAUGGGAAAUCACCCUGCAGGGGUUAGAGGACGCUUGCCAACCCAACGGAUAGCAUCCCCCAGCACCCGCGCCCCACAGCAACUCAAGUCUCCGAGAACAAUGUUUCCUAACAUUGUAGAAGGGGGGGGAAGAGGAACCCCCUCUCUGAUCACUCCCUCAUGAAGCAGCGUUGUGGUGCCAUAGGGGUACCGAGGUGCGGUGCCUAGGUGGCCAACCGCUGACUUGGAUUUUUCCAGAAGAGACUUCCACUCCUUGACAAAUCUUUCUAAAUCUUAAGAACUGUGUUUCUCAGUGCUUUGCUUGCCGUGUUAGCUAUCCAUCCCCGAAUGGGUCCGUUCGGAGGAGCAGUCCUCUGAAACCCCCGCAUUGCCCCAUUGAUGGACCAUUUACAAAGGCACUCUUUUCUGGAAACGCCUGCUGGUAAGUCAAGCUGAUGUGUAAACCCUCAGACACUGUUAACCGGAGAAAGAUUUAGAUUCUGAUGGCAGGUUGGGUGGGAAGAAAGCAGAUGCAAAACUCUCUUCUAAGGGGUAAUAAGAAAGGUAUGUCCUUUGCUGCGGGAUAUUCCAGAACAUUUCAAAAUUGUUUGUAAAUGACCAAGCCUCUCAGAUCGGUCAAUACCAACUUCCGGUGUAAGGUACUGCUGUGCCUUCAAUUCCCUAUUUCUGGAGGAAGACCCUUCCUUCCUGGCAGGUGUCUCAGACACAGGGACCCCAGAGGUAACGGCUGUCCCAUCAGCCUUUGCUUCUGCGCCCAGAGAAACAAGGAAAGACGAAAUGGUGCCUUAGCCCCUUGUUGCACAGAUGUUUCUAUGCUCCACAGACAGCUGAACACAUAAGUACAGCAUCCGGUUUUUAAGGAAAAAGGAAAUUCAAAAUGCAACUCAUUUUACGUCAAUACCCUUGGAGGAGAGGGAGUCCGAAUCCUCCAUCCAGCGAGCUGACUUCUCAGGGAUUGGGAACAGGAAGUGUUGGGUAGGGAGACACAAGGAGGGUGGGAAAGGGGAUUAUGAUAUGAUAUAAUCACCCCAAGUCUUCAUUUUAGAAACCGGCAGAUAGUUUUUACAAGUGAUACAACCACUAGUCUCAGAAGGAAAACUGAAAGGGAAGGGGCAGAGAAUGACAUAUGUCUUAGCCUUAUAUUCACUGUUAAAAUAUUUCUUUUCCCAAUUAUUACUAGAAAAUGAAUUUGGAACUUUUAAAAAUUCACAAUGUAUUUUAUGGGUCUUAAACUCUAAUCCUAAUGAUUAAAACCCUUCUGUCAAGCCUAUUUAUAAACAUUCUAGAGAGUACAAUUAAUGGCUAAAGCAUAUAAUUUUGCCAGACCCAAAAACUAUAUUCAUAAUUGCAUAUGUCAUCUUUUAAAAAUAAGAGCUGACCUCUUCAAUCUUGAGUGAAAUACGGGUUUGAAACUGAGCUGACUUCAGCCCUGGUGGGUGCAAAUUUUGCCUUCCUUGGGAAAUGGGUAGCUAUGUCCAGUUGGGGAAGCGAGGGUUCCCUGCAGCAGUCUAAAAGAAAGCACCGUACCAUCUCACGGGCCACCACAAGGACCGCACACUCUAGAAGAGAGUUGGUUCAAGUUUAGAAGUUGCUCUUCAGCUCUUUGGUCGCAACAGGCAAUGCAUUCUUGGGAUAGCAACGAGCUGUUUCCAAGACUGGCAGUUUUAUGCUUUGUAAGUGGAAUUGAAAGCCGACACUUCCAAAAAGAAAAAAACAGGUGGCAACACGGCUGUCUUUUCUUUUUCUAACUAUUUGAUUUAGCUCCACAUUUUAAUGGUGUGAGGUAAGGGGAAAGAAUGAAACGGAUUAUAAAAUCGGAGUACUUACAAGUGUAUUUGUAGCAACUGUUGAAAAGCAUACAAAGUUAAAGGGAGCCCUUUCCUAUGUUCAAAGUUCACGUUCCAGGAAUAGAUUAGCUGUUUAGAAAUCAAUUCACUCUCAUGAAACUAGUUUUAUCCAAUGUGGAUAUCCAAACCUGCUCUAGUAAACUGACCCAAGAAUAAAAACAUCAGUUGCUUUA